AUGUCGCUACUCUCGGCCCAUCUGGAGCAGAUUUCAAUAUCAUGCCAAAGCAUUGACAGCCUGCCCUUCCCACCGCCCAGAAUCUUCACCAAUGCCCUUCUCUCCAACCCCGACAUAACAUCUCUAAUUCGCGAUACUGAAGCCCACGAACGAGCCCUGUUCUCCGUGCCACCGCCUGCACCUCCGGCGUCCCGCCAGAACCCCGACCCACCAAAGCCCUCGUCCCGCCGCCAAACCGUCUUCAAUGUCGCCGCAGGCGAGGUGACGACGGGCCCACCUCCCAACUCGACUCGCAGCAGCGGACCGGUUGCGCGCCGUAACACGGCCGUGGUAGCGGUCCUGGGCGGCGACUUGCACGCGCAGAUCGUGCGGGGGCGGGGCGGGCAGGGCGGCCGCGGAGAAGGCGGGGACGUGGACAUCGAGGUGCUCUUGCACGGCGCCGAGAAGCUAUGUGCCGUGUACCCGCUUCCCGGCGCGGUGGAGCGGAUCCCCGCGCAGAGGCAGAAGUUUGCGCAGCAGAGCAACACGCUGGCGUACUACGAGGCGAAAGUGGCUGAGCAGCAGGAGGCGUUGGAGAGGAUGAAUCUGGAGAAGGUCCUGGACGAUGGAGAGGAAGAGGCGGACGGGGAUGAGGAAGCC
Chaetomium strumarium is the source of this 639-nucleotide messenger RNA. Its product is annotated as DASH complex subunit Spc34. The record is from RefSeq and is a predicted model, not a curated record. The transcript has 2 exons. Gene Ontology annotation, biological process: attachment of spindle microtubules to kinetochore. NCBI's taxonomy places the organism in Eukaryota, Fungi, Ascomycota, Sordariomycetes, Sordariales, Chaetomiaceae. Gene Ontology annotation, cellular component: spindle microtubule; DASH complex. The annotation marks the transcript as partial.